AUGGAUCCAAACCCCCACGCAAUCAGCGGAGACGAAGCGGCAUUUUCAUCCCACCCUCUGCUCCACGAUGAAAUGGCCACCAACACUGAGCUCCACUGGAGCCGCCGCUUCGCUCACGGUAUGCUCGACUGGAUGCUUGGGGUGCGCCUUACCGCUCGCGAGCUCGCCAUGCUGCGCGUCAUGGAUACCAUCACCGACAGGCCUUCGUGGGAGUCUAGCAUCCUCGACGCAGACCUGGCAGAGGCGUUGAGGAGAGAGUUGAGGGUAGGCGAGCCCUUGUUAAGCGCGCGGGCGUGGGCGUGGUGUCUUGAGGAGUUGAGGGACAAGGCGGCAGAGUUUGUGCGUACGGGCCGGGUUUUGGUGUAUGAUGCCGGGCCGCGAGUAUCAAAGUCGAGCGUAAAAGGGGCUGAGAAGCUGAAGAAGCUAGUAGGUGAUCUAGCUGCGCAGAAAGACAAGAGCCACCGUCUUCACGGCGAAGAGGUGCAGUUGCGCAAUCUUGUGGAUCCUUCUCUUCAUCCGUUAGUUUACGGGCACACCAAGAUUCUACCCCGGUUAGCAAAGCCCAUGUCGAGCAUCUCUGGGAUAGAUUCGGUCAUGUGGCUGCCAUGUGAUGUUGAAUUCGUGGGUGAUGAGGAGAAUGGCGGAAUCAGGGCUCGCAUCACUAGCUACAUCAACGAUCUCCAUCCAAAAGCUCACCGCGCGCUCUACUCUGUUAUCGAGGAAAUCAUAACGGCCUCGAUAGAGCCGUGGAACGAUGUACUCACCCCCGCCGUCCCACCCUCGACCGACGUAAAACACGCACCCUAUUCCGCCUGGACUAUCGGUCCUGGCCGAACGCCCCUCGCAUACGAACACACGGCGAAGAUAACAGGCCGAUGCUUCCACUGCCGGUUCAAUGAUAACUACGAUUGGCGUGAGCGCCCACCCGAGGAGAGCAAGUAUAGACAUCAUGACCACGAGUACCGCAACAUCCGCAUCCAGCAUGACUUCAAGGACAAGGGUCUUCAAGUCUACGUCAAUAUUCAAAGCAUCGAACUUACACCGGAAAACCCACGAUAUGAGGGAAGUCCCUGGGCGCUCGCAGGCAUGUACAACGAGCACAUAGUUGCCGCGUCCAUGUACUUCUUCGAUGUUGUCAACAUCGCUGACACACCACGUCUCUACCUCCGCGUCCCAGCUAAUUUCUUCCAAGAUAGCCUAGAUGUGGACGAGGGGCACAUCCGCUUCCUCACCCUGUACCUCGUCGACCCGAACUACACCCUCGUGUCAACGAGCCGGGUCCCACCACAGAGUUUCGACUGGUGGGUGCAAGACGUAUUCCCAGCAACCUUUCUCGCGAGUAAAGGGUUGCCGGAGGAGCUGCGAUGUGCGGUUGCCGAGGAGGCAUGUGGAUCUUUGUUCACGGAGGAGCAGUCGGCGGAGUUUCGGGAGCGUCUUCUUAGAGAGAGGAAGAGGGUUAUGGCCGAGCUUGGGAGGAUACUGUACCACUUUCGGUUUGAUUUUGAGCUUGAGCCUGUCUAA
This is a messenger RNA of Parascedosporium putredinis, 1521 nucleotides long. The record is from the annotation of a GenBank genome assembly. NCBI's taxonomy places the organism in Eukaryota, Fungi, Ascomycota, Sordariomycetes, Microascales, Microascaceae.